Messenger RNA from Lodderomyces jiufengensis, 1689 nucleotides. Its product is annotated as TATA-binding protein-associated factor TAF7. Gene Ontology annotation, cellular component: transcription factor TFIID complex. Gene Ontology annotation, biological process: RNA polymerase II preinitiation complex assembly; transcription initiation at RNA polymerase II promoter. Gene Ontology annotation, molecular function: RNA polymerase II general transcription initiation factor activity. The coding region runs from base 1 to 1689 and encodes 562 amino acids. The record is from RefSeq and is a predicted model, not a curated record. The transcript has a single exon. Lineage: Eukaryota; Fungi; Ascomycota; Pichiomycetes; Serinales; Debaryomycetaceae.
AUGGCAUUAAAAAUAAAGCUCAAGGCUCCAUCAGACUCAUCAAAUAGUCCACAACCACAACCCCAAACACCAACAACAGAGAAUGGACGUAAAGUACCUAAAAUCAAAAUUAAAGCACCUCAACAACAACAAGACCAAAUAGAACCACAACAAACAAAACCUUCAUCAAUAUCCCUAAAACGACAUUCAGAAUCUACUAAUAAUCACGAAAAACCAAAGAAAUUAAAACUAAGUCUAUCCAAGAAUCAAAAUCAAUCAAAUCCAUCAAAACCCAAGAUAAUACCCAGAGUUAGAGUAAAACCAACAAGAGUACCAGGGGAAGGUUAUGAUUCAGAAGCCCCCGAUUUAGAAGAUGAUCCAUUAAUUGAACAGGGGAUAAUCAUACGUUUUUUAAAUGAUGUCAACCUAGAUUUUGUCCAUAAUGCAAUAGAUUCAGGAGAUUUAACUGGUUUAAAUGUUAAAUGGAUAACUAGAGAAAAAGCAGUUGUUAACGUAAAUGGUAAUUUAUAUUCAGCAAGAUUAAUUGACUUACCUACAUUGACUGAAAUAUAUAAAUCAAUUGAUAAGAAAAACAUUUUCAAGAACUUCGAUGUUUGUCAAAUUUUGUUAAUUUUACAUAUUAUAAAUCCUGCUCAAUUGAAUACCGAAAAAGAUUUUGAAGUGCCUGAAGAAUAUUUGUUCAAUCAUCCAUUUUAUAAUUAUGUGAAAAACAAUGAAAUCAAGAAGAAAAAAUUUGUAUUAAAAGAUGGAUUAUUAAAUCCUUUCAAAGAUGUAUAUAGAAGAUUCAGACCUACAAGAGUUGAUCAUCGAGUUAUAGAAGAUAUUGAAGCAAGUGUGGAUAGUUUAAUUAAGCUAGACGAUGAAGCAGAAGAAAGCCAUUUUGAAAUUAUAGAUAAAUCAGCUCAACCAAGAUUUGGUCAAGUUAGUGAAGUUUCGACUCCAACUACAAUGGAAACAAGACCAAUAAUAGCAAGACCAGAAUCACAGAAUAGAGAUUCCGUUGAAUUGGAAAAUGAAGCUCCAGGUAUAGCCAACAACGAGGCACUAGAAGCAGAAGAUUUUGAACUUAAUUUGGAAGAAGAGCUUAAUAAAGUAUUUGAUGAUGAGGGUGAAGUAGAAGAACCAACAAUAACCGUUUCAUCAGAGAUGGUUCAAGCAUUGAAAGAUGAAGAAGCUGAAUUAGUGGUUGAACAAAGCUUGGAGAAUGGAGACAUUGAUGAUUUAUUUGGAGAUUAUGAAGAAGAGGAAGAAGAAGUAGAAGAACAAGAAGAAGGAGAACAAGAAGACGAAGAGGAAGAAGAAGAGGAAGAGGACGAGGAAGAGGACGAGGAAGAAGAAGAAGAAGAAGAUGACGAAGAAGCAGAACAAAAUAAAGCCGGAAUGCUGCAUACUAAAUUAUUACAAGAAGAAAUUGCAGAAUUGGAGAAAGUUGUUGAAUCACACAAAAAAAAUCUUGCAUCAGCUACUAAUAAAAUGAUGAAAAUGAAAUAUCAAAAUACUAUAUCAUCACUACUGGCAUCAUUAGAUCAAAAGAAGAAAGAAUUGGAAAAAUCACAAGAAAAUUUUUCAAAAGAUUCUGACCCAAAACCAAUUGACGAUAAAGUCGAUAAUGAAUUAGAGGAUGAAGAUAAUGAAGAAGAAGGAUUACCUGAUGAAGAUGAAAAUCUUUCGAUUGAUGAUUUAUUUUGA